AUGGCAGACUCGGACCAGGCUCCUGCCUUGCGCGAGGCGGCGGCACGAUUACUCAAGGGGCUCAACGCAGAGCAGCGGCUGGCAGUCACAGCGGGCGAGGGGGCUACGGUCGUGGUGGCCGGUCCCGGUUCGGGCAAGACGCGCGUGAUUACUCGUCGUGCCGCCUGGUUGAUUGAGCAUGGUGUGGCACCCUCGGAGGUUGUGCUCAUGACGUUUACUCGCAAGGCGGCUCGGGAAAUGCGUGAACGCCUCGACCAACUCUUGGCACAAAGCGGCGCUGCAAGUGGCGCUGCUGCCGCGGGUCAGCACCGGGCCGGACAGAUCAUGGCUGGCACCUUUCACUCCUUGGCCCUGCGCUUCCUCCGCCGAUACAGCCAUCUCUUGAAUUUGAGCCAAAAUUUUACCCAGAUUGACACGGAAAGCCGCAACCGCAUCCUGCGCGACUUUAUCAAGGAAUGCAAAAAGGCCGCGCCAGAGGGCGAAGAGUCUGAAAAGAGCCUCAAACCCUCUGUCGUUGGCAACAACAUCAGCCGCAUCAAGAUGAUGCGUCUCACUCCCAGCGAGGCCCAACAGGAGCUGAGGCGUCUCGAACAGCACUCUGAGCUCUCGCCCGAAAACAGUGACCUCUACAACCUCCUGUCGUCCACCCUUCCAUGCUAUGAGCACUAUGCUGCGGUCUGCGAACGUGAAGGCCUCAUCGACUAUGACGACAUGCUACUCAAAUGUGAAGAACUUUUUUCCAAGGCCCCGCACGUGGUCAAACCUUACAGCCACAUCCUCGUGGACGAGUUUCAGGAUACCAACCCCGUCCAGUACGACAUGGUCCGUCACCUGGCCCACAGCGGCAAUCUCUUCGUCGUCGGCGAUCCCAACCAGUCCAUCUAUGGCUGGCGUGCCGCUCAAGCCGAUGGCUAUCGCCGUAUCUUUGCCGAUUUUCCUGGCACCAAGCAAGUGUCUCUGGCCGAAAACUAUCGCUCAACUGGCGCCAUCCUCAGCCUCAGCUCAGACCUGAUCAAUCAGAACCAGGAGCUGAGCCGGUGCAAUCUACCCUACCGCAUGGUGAACGGUGUGCGGUUCUUUGAGCGCGAGGAAAUUGCCGACUUGGUCGCCUACCUUCGCCUGGUCCUCAAUCCUGACGACAAUUCAGCCUUUACACGCGUUUUCAACCGGCCCAGACGUCAACUCGGGGCCAAGGCCCUGGCCUCGUUGCUCGAGUCAGCUCAGACUGACAAGACGAGCCUUCUGGUUGCUGCCCAACACUCAUCCAACAAGAAUGCCCGCCAAUUUGCUCGCAUUAUCACGGACUUGCGCGAGCGCCUUGGUCACGUUGAUCUGCCUGAACUCGUGCUUCACCUUAUUGAGACGAUUCAAUUCAAGGAGCACCUGCGUCGCUCCUUUGCAGACAAAGACAAGCGCAACUACGAGUCACGCCUCGAAAACGUCGAAGAAUUGGUGGCUUACGCACGAAAUGUGCAAGAGCAGGCUCAAGAGGCUCAACAUGAGGCUCCUCUUGAUUCAGCGCAGCCUCUGACCCCGCAAGACAUGGGCCUGGCCCAGCUACGCCUCUUUAUGGACCAGGCCACGCUGCAUUCCACGGCUGACGUAGAGGACCAGGACGAUGCCAUUACCCUCUCUACCGUGCACAGCGCCAAGGGCCUUGAGUGGGCCGUCGUGGCCAUUCCUGGCGUCGAGGAUGGGUUGUACCCCCAUGCCAACGCCAAGCGCCACCGGAACCCCACCAAGCAGGUGGCAGCUUUGCACGAAGAACGGCGUCUGCUAUACGUAGGUAUCGCCAUGUCUAGAGUCACUCGUGCCCGGCUGCCCUAUCCAGUCACUGGCCACGAAAAAAAGCCUGCACGCUCAUUGCAACUACUGGCCAUGCCCAUUCGCGUUUUAGGUGGCGUGUACCCGAGCCAAGUUUGCGCUACUCCUGUCCCGGGCCAAGGAGCGAAAGACUUGGGCUGA
Messenger RNA from Monosiga brevicollis MX1, 1965 nucleotides. RefSeq lists its product as uncharacterized. Lineage: Eukaryota; Choanoflagellata; Craspedida; Salpingoecidae. Gene Ontology annotation, cellular component: nucleus. Gene Ontology annotation, molecular function: ATP binding; DNA binding; hydrolase activity. The transcript is spliced from 2 exons. Gene Ontology annotation, biological process: recombinational repair. The record is from RefSeq and is a predicted model, not a curated record. The coding region runs from base 1 to 1965 and encodes 654 amino acids.